AUGGCUGCCGGGCUUUCACCUCAUCCGCAUGCCAUUCGUGCAACUCGAGUUCCUAUCACAGCAAACCAAACAGGCGGCCUAGCUAUGGGUCUCGGCCUGGGCCUAGCUGGUGGAAUGGCAGCCACCAUUACCUCAACUGUCUUCUCGACCAAGGCUGGAGCACCCUCCCCUUCUGCACAUCCUCCUGCUAUAGAUAGAGCUCCAGGAUUGCAUCACGUUGGAGGAGCUGAUGGACCU
Molecule: messenger RNA, 237 nt
Organism: Protopolystoma xenopodis
Lineage: Eukaryota; Metazoa; Platyhelminthes; Monogenea; Polystomatidea; Polystomatidae
Source: the annotation of a GenBank genome assembly